Messenger RNA from Metarhizium acridum CQMa 102, 1344 nucleotides. The record is from RefSeq and is a predicted model, not a curated record. Lineage: Eukaryota; Fungi; Ascomycota; Sordariomycetes; Hypocreales; Clavicipitaceae.
AUGGGCGGUUCCGACAUGAUCCCGGCGGCGAGCCAUGGGACUCUGCAGCAGCGUUUGUCGACCUUGUCGACUCUGGCCAUGGCCUUUGCCAUCUUGAAGGCUGAUUAUGCCGUCUGGAGGAUCCGUCGCGUUCUUGUACGGCUUCAUCUUUUGCGUCUUGUGCUGUCUCUGCGUCGUGGCGAGCCUGGGCGAGCUGGCUGCUAUAUGGCCGACUGCCGGCGGGCAGUAUCACUUUGUCUUUGCGCUGUGCUCGGAGAAGACAAGGCUGCCUAUUCGCAGUUCAUCUCGGCCGCGGCAGUGGUUGCUUCCGGCGGGACGUACGAAAUCACCGCUGCGCGAACAUACGGCGUCUUCCUGGCCAUUCUUACUUGCGCCACCGUGGUCAACAUCUGGGGGAACAAGAUUCUCGGUAAAUGGAACGACGGAGCGCUCUACUGGUCUAUGCUCGGCGUCGUCGUCGUCAGCAUCGUGCUGCUCUCCAUGUCUGAAAAGACAGACGCCAACUUCGUCUUUACCAACUUCCAAAACACGACCGGGUGGCCAGACGGCGUCUCCUGGGUCCUCGGCCUCCUCCAGUCCGCCUUGUCCCUCAUCGGCUUCGACGUAGUCCUCCACAUGACUGAAGAGAUGCCGAAUCCAUCUCGCGACUCUCCCCGGGCCCUCAUCUACGCCGUCUUAGUCGGGGGCGUGACGUACGUUGAAAACGCACCCCUUAUCCUUUUUUCCUCCCUCUACAAAAACACAGCUAACCCCCGACCCCCUUUCAGAGGCACCUUGUUCAUCCUCGCCAUCCUCUUCUGCUUCAACGAUCCGGAAGCCAUACUCGCAACGACAACCGGCAUGCCCAUUGUAGAAAUCAUCCUCCGCGCGACCAAGAACCGCGCCGCCACCACAAUCUUCAGCCUCAUGCUCGCCGUGUGUUUUGUCAACGGCUCAAACGCCAGCAUCACCAGCGCCAGCCGCCUGCUGUACGCCAUGGCCAGAGACCGCGGCAUCGUCUUCCACGGGUUCCUUUCACACAUCGAUCCCAGGCUCAAUGUGCCCAUGCGCACAAUACUCUUCUGCUACGUGUUCAACGUUUGCUUCGGACUGUUGUACCUGGGCCCAACGGUUGCCUUUAGCGCGUACGUCGCGUCGUGCACCAUCCUGCUGGACAUGUCGUAUGCCGCUCCCAUCGCGGUGCUUCUCGUCAGAGGAAGGCGGGUGUUGGCCGCGCACAGGACCGCCGGGACGCCCUUCCAGAUGGGCAUGCUGCCGGGCUACUUUGUGAACAUCGUAGCUGUUGUGUACCUUGGCGUCACUUCAGUGGUGAGUUUUUGUGUCCGUCCUUUGAUUGGUGUAUAG